This is a messenger RNA of Rotaria sordida, 3354 nucleotides long. The record is from the annotation of a GenBank genome assembly. Lineage: Eukaryota; Metazoa; Rotifera; Eurotatoria; Philodinida; Philodinidae.
AUGUCUCGUAUUUUUUUUUCCAGAAAUGAUGCUGAACGACAAAGAAAAAAGCGUACUAUGAAGCGAGAGAAAAUGAUUGCUGCUGCCAUCGAAAGCAGUGAUGAUGACAUAUCCAAUGACUCAAUGGACGUCUUUACAUCACAUUCAUCAUUAACUACUGAUCCAUCAUUACAUGCUUUAUAUCAAAUCGACGAUCCAAGUUCACAACAACCAAAUAAUACUGCUGAUUUUUCAUCCUCAUAUGAAGACGAUGAUGAUGAUCUGAAUGAAUUAUGUCGUACAAGCGAUAUUAAUUAUCAGCGUAAACUUUAUACUGGUACUUUUUUAUCAUUACACGAUGCUUGUCAAAUAACUAUCAAACUGGCCCGUCGAUUAAAUCUCGACAAAAAAAAAACAAAUAUCUUAUUAAAGGGCAUACAUGCUUUAUUACCGCAAGAUAACAAAUUGCCCAAGACAACAGUAGGAUUGAUGAAAAUUCUUGCACACCCAAUAUUUGAUUUAGGUAUUAAUAAUGAUAAAAAAGUAAUUUAUUAUUGUGCUGAAUGUCUUACUUGUUUGGAAACGCCUCAACAAACAACAUGCUCACCUAAUUGUCCUUUAAACAAUAAUUACCGUCCAUUUUCGAACGCCAGUGAAUUAACAAUUAAUGAUGUUAAAUGUGAAAUCCGUAGCACCAUAGCAAGAUAUGCUAAUGUAAUUAAUGAUUAUCGAAAUCGGUCAAAGGUAUUAUUACCUUGCGACGUACCAAAUGCUAAUGUAUAUCAAACAAUAUCUUCCACAACAGCCAUCAAAAGUAAUCAAAAUCAAGUUACAGUUAUGCUCCACACUGAUGGAGCACCAGUUACUAAAAUUAAAGGUAAAUCUUUAUGGCCUAUUCAAGCUACUUUGUGUGAAAUACCACCACCACUUAGAGAUCAUAAACAAGCUAUAAUGAUAUUUGGAGCUUGGCUUGGAAUUCAUCAUCCUGACAGAAAUCUUUUAUGGAAAAAUGUAGUUAAUCAAAUUCAACAAUUAUUUAAAGAUGAAAUUAUAGUUACCAUCAAUAAACAGCAACUUAAGUACAUUGUACGAAUUCAAUUAAUAACAUUUGAUCUUCCAGCACUAGCAUCAAAUUGCAACAUCGUACAGUACAAUGGAUACAAUGCGUGUCCAUAUUGUCAAAUGUCAGGUAAAGCAGUCGACAAACAAGUUAUGUAUCCACAUUCACCAAUUCCAUGUCCACCUAAAACAACUGAUGAUUAUCGACGAUAUGGUACAUUAAAUUCUUCGUCUACUAUAACUAUGGGUAUUAAGGGUCCUUCGCCAUUAACCGAUAUACUAUUAUUUCCAAUUCAAGUUGCCAUUGAUUACAUGCAUUUGACUUGUAGUGGUCAUGUAAAAACUUUAAUUGGAUACUGGCACAAGAUGUUACUACCGAAGGUAUUUGAAGAAGCGUCAGUUUAUUUAUCAUCCAUUAUAUUGCCGCAUAAUUUUAAUCAUCAAUUUAUGCCAUUAGUUGAUUAUCAAAAUUGGAAAACCAAACUUUUCCGCAUUUUAUUUCUACCUGAUAGAUAUGCAUUACAUUUUUUAUACUAUUUUAUUUAUGUUCGUACACUAUAUCAUUACGAAACAAUAUCAGAAUUAGACAACAUAGAUUUAUUAUUUGACGAGUAUUACAAAAAUUUAUCUAAAUUAUAUGGCGAAAAAUCUGAAUUACUUACUGUACAUUUGCAUUCACAUUUAAAAGAACAGGUACUUCAUCAUGGUGCUUUAUCGAUGACAUCAUGUUUUCCACGUGAAUCAUAUUUGGGAUUGGCAGUAACCAUGUGCUAUGGUAAGAAAUAUGUUUUAGCACAAUAUAUAUCAUGGCAUUUGAUUGAUCGUUCUUUAUGCGACAAGAAUACCAUCGAAGUGAAUGAUGUUUUUAUUACUGAACGAUUUUAUGAUCGUCAUUUAGAUAUACAAAUGAUUGCAAGAUAUAAAGCAAAAUUAAUUGAAUGUUUGAAAAGACAAAAAAUAAUGUUCGAUGAAAGUUUGCAGAUCCAAUAUUAUGCUCGAUAUCGUCGUGGUCUUAAAAGUUAUCAUUCAAAAGUUUAUUCACGUGCUGGAAGAGCAAUUAGUCACAGAGUGUCUGUUGCCAAUCCUAAAUGUACGCACGCAAGAAAAAGAUGUUUCGCUAAUGUUAUAUUUUAUUUUAAAUUAUCCAAUGUCUAUUAUGCAUUUAUUAAAAAAUAUCCAUGUAUUAAUCUUAGUUUAGGAUCCGGCUUAACGACAGCUGCUAUUCCACAAAAUAUUCUUGAACGACUUGAUCUUUAUUACGGUACAAAGGCACAAAUGCAUCUGGAUAAAACUAAAUAUGCACGUCAAACUGGUAGUGAAGAGAUAGAUUUAGGGAAUUUUGUUGAUAGUGAAGACGAAAAAGAAAACCAAGAACAAGAUUUAGAUAUGCCAACAUCGUUGGUACAAACGUUAUCAACACCACAAGGAUCAACAACAUCAAAAGAAAACUUAACCAACAAUAAAUUAUCUCAAAGUUAUUCGUCAUCCCGAUCAAGUAUUAUUCAUACAACAAAUGAUAAACCAUUAAUUAACUUCGACACUGUAUUUAAUUCACCAUCAACAUCCAAGAAACGUCCACAUGAUUCUGAAAGUUCACUUGAUGUCAGCGAAAACGAUGAUGAUGAUGAAGAACCACGAAAUGUAAUUAAAAAACAAGCAAAGCACAACGAUAGUAGUGAUAUGUUGAACAGACUAUUGAAUCGAAAAAAAGCACCGGCAAGAAAAAGAAAAAAAUUAGCAUCAACUGUUAUAGAUUCAACAGAUGUUGAAUGUAAAGGAUGUAGGGACUUAUGUGAUGUUAUAAAUAAACUUACGAAGCGUGUGGAACGUGUUGAACGUGUUGUACCGGCAGUAAAACAAUUCUUUCGACAAAAAAGCACCGGUGCAGAGUCAUCAUCAACAACAGCACCAUUAUCAAAUAUUGAACAAAUUAAUCUAUCUAUCAAAGAAAUUUUUGAUGUCGAACCCAAUCAAGUAAAAGGUCCACGAGAUCGGCCUACCAUCAUCAUUCGACAUCUUUUUACAAUAUCGAAUCAUGUAUCUGAUUAUCGUCAAUAUUUAGAAAAACAUUCUAAUUUAUUAAAAGCAUUCUUACAAUAUCGUUGUCCUGGUAUACUUAAUAUGGAUGACACGUGGUUAGAAAUCAAUAAAUCAAUGGCAUCAUUAGCAAAUGAUAUCAAGAAAAAUACGAAAACAAAACUAGCUCGACAAAUGGCGAACUCAUCAACCAGUCAACAACAGCUGAUAGCAACUAUACCGUCAAAUGACAUGUCAACAACACCAGAUGAUGAUCUUAAACAGAAUUUAACUUUUUAA